Messenger RNA from Athalia rosae (coleseed sawfly), 1724 nucleotides. RefSeq names its product divergent protein kinase domain 2A-like. Lineage: Eukaryota; Metazoa; Arthropoda; Insecta; Hymenoptera; Athaliidae. The record is from RefSeq and is a predicted model, not a curated record. The transcript is spliced from 4 exons. The coding region runs from base 351 to 1595 and encodes 414 amino acids.
UAUCUGUCAAUUGCCUUGAAUUUAAUACAUAAUUUUUACCUACAACGCUGGAACCAAUUCAAAUCAAAGAAUAGGUACUGUAUGCUGUUUAUCGACCUACGAACACACACGUGUGAAUCGAAGUAACAAGUCACGUGAUAGUCACAAAUCACAAAGGUCACGUGAGUGUGCUGGCUGCUUUCUGCUAGAAUGACAUUCGUGUAUUUUUGGAUUGCUACUAGCUCUUAAAAUUUGUUUACAAACUUCCAUUCCAGAACUCAAGCACUAAACCGCAUUCAUCAUGCUAAAGAAUAGCUGCAGGUUCUCAAUAUAAUAAUUGUACGAGCUGCUAUGUCGCGGGUGUGUUGAAAAUGUUAUAUUUUAACAACAUAGUUCGUUUUCGGAAAUGGAAGGUGUUUCUGAUUCUUGGUCUGUUCUCACUGGCCUUAGGGCUAAAGGUGGUUUUAAAAACUCUGAGAUUGACAGCAGCUCAGUUGACUGACUUACAAAAGUGCCCCGCAUGUUUUGGGCUUUCAUUAUGUGAUGCAAUACUGAAUAACAAAAUAAGCAUAAGGCAUAAAAAUGCUUAUGCAACGUUUGCCAAUCUAUUUGGAAGCAAAAAUGUUUUUUUCGGUACUUAUGGAAAGGAAAAGGUGGUGCUGAAAAAACUUGCUCACACUUCAGAACUCGAAGCGUUUGAUAAAAUGCUCUGCUCAGAUCAAAAGCUCCUUGAAUUAUGCGUGACAAAUAGUAACAAGAAAGCCAUACCUCGUAAUAUUGACUUUUACACAAGAGUCAUACGAGAAAUAACGUCAGACUUCACUAGUGAAAAUAUUAGCAAUUUGAAGCUUUGCCCCAUCACUGAUCAUAUGGACGAUCUGCUUUACAACGUAUAUGCCAAUGGUGGGAAAAACGAGAAAGAAAUAUCUCAUGCUUACCUUUGGACUAUGAUAAAAAUCAAUCCUGAACCACUCGUGUUACAGAUAUUGCCAGCGGAAGAAGGUUGGCCUGUACCGAAGUAUUUUGGUGCGUGUGGGAGACUGGUGGUUGAGGAAUAUGUGGGUCCUUCGUUAUCAAACUAUUAUAGCGAGCCCUGGAUAAGACGGGCUAAAAUAUCUGCGAGUCUCCUCGAAGCUGCACAAAUGUUCACUUAUCGUAAUCCACACUUUGGAUUUUAUUUGACAGAUAUAUCGCCGGAUAAUAUUGCCAUCGAUCCAUGGGAUAAUGCGAAAUUUAUUGAUAUGGAAAAUCUCAUAGUUGUCGAUAAGAGAAUAUCAAAUAAUAACAUGACAUCUGAGUGGGAGAAACUGGAAGUUAAUGACGCUGAUUUUGACUGCAGAAACUGUUUGGCUUUUUCACCGUCUGAUAUUUGCAGUCAUCGUUACAGCGACCAUAAUUAUUACGCAGUGUGCCAGCAUCUUCUAGCCCAGACCACAAGCUCAAGUUCGAUACCUGGAGGACUCCUGCACGAUAUACCAAAAGAUAUUUUAACCAAACAUCCAGAUCUUCCGAAUUUGUUACUACAAUGUGCGGUACCCAGUUCUGUCUACACGAGGAUAAUGGCCGGCAAUUCUCUACGAAAAGUACUGAUAGAAAUCGUAUCUAGUAAUAUAUGAUUUACUGAUUCUUAGUUAAUUUUUAAGUUCAUAAUUGUAAAUAAUAAUCACACAAACACAGUUCAUUUCAUAUUCAUUAUUAUUCAAUCUAUAAAUAAAGAUCAAUAAAUAUCUAAACUUAUCGUUGUA